Molecule: messenger RNA, 1578 nt
Organism: Sciurus carolinensis (gray squirrel)
Lineage: Eukaryota; Metazoa; Chordata; Mammalia; Rodentia; Sciuridae
Gene: Vps25
Product: vacuolar protein sorting 25 homolog
Exons: 6
Coding region: 510-1040 (176 amino acids)
Biological process (GO): protein transport to vacuole involved in ubiquitin-dependent protein catabolic process via the multivesicular body sorting pathway
Cellular component (GO): ESCRT II complex
Molecular function (GO): structural molecule activity; protein homodimerization activity
Source: RefSeq, a predicted model, not a curated record
UGGGACUUGAGGUUGAGACUUGGGAGGGGUGAGCGAGAUGGUAGCUCUGAGUCUUUGGAAGCAGAACAGUCUCUAGUGAUACAACUUACAAAGUGUUCCUACUGGGAGCUACAGGAGACAGAGCAAUGGUGGAAUCAAAGACAGGAAUCGAGGAGACUGUAGAAUCGUGGGGAGUUUUAAUUAGGUGGUAACUAACAUGCAUAUUAAUAUUAAACGAUGCGUAGUACCUGGAGACCUGCGUUCUACUAACAAACUGUGCAGGGUGGGGAACUCACUUCCCUUUUCUGACAUUGAACCAGAAGACUUCCCAUGGCUCUUUCAGCUUUAAAAGAUAAAAAGUUUUUAAGGAUAAUAGCAGGGGACUGGCUGACGACAGCAAACUCUUUCAUCGGGCCGCCAGCCUACUAAGAGGCGACCGGAACCUUUCUGCUGUGCCUCCUGCCCGGACGUGCUGAAGCGGAUGCCGGAAGUCCCCUUUCUGGAGGUUCCGGGUUUCCUGGGUUACUACGAUGGCGAUGAGUUUCGAGUGGCCGUGGCAGUAUCGCUUCCCGCCCUUCUUUACGUUACAGCCGAACGUGGACACUCGGCAGAAGCAGCUGGCUGCCUGGUGCUCGCUGGUCCUGUCUUUCUGUCGCUUGCACAAACAGUCCAGCAUGACGGUGAUGGAAGCGCAGGAAAGCCCACUCUUCAACAACGUCAAGCUACAGCGGAAACUUCCUGUGGAAUCAAUCCAGAUUGUAUUAGAGGAACUAAGGAAGAAAGGGAAUCUCGAGUGGUUGGAUAAGAACAAGUCUAGCUUCCUGAUCAUGUGGCGGAGGCCAGAAGAAUGGGGGAAACUCAUUUAUCAGUGGGUUUCCAGGAGUGGCCAAAAUAACUCUGUAUUCACCCUGUAUGAACUGACCAAUGGGGAAGACACAGAGGAUGAGGAGUUCCAUGGGCUGGAUGAGGCAACCCUACUUCGGGCUCUGCAGGCUCUACAGCAGGAGCACAAGGCUGAGAUCAUCACUGUCAGCGAUGGCCGAGGUGUCAAGUUCUUCUAGAAGAGAUUUUUCUGUUUACUUGUUACCUCCCACCCUUCCAGGGCUUUCAAAAAGAGACAAACUUAGUAUCCCCACAGACUGGAUCUGUGACUCCACUAGGCUUAAAAGGGCUCCACUCCUGAAGGCUGAGCCCCAGGGAUGAGUAUCCUGCUACCCCAUGUAUGUCUGUCCCUGGGAUAGGUUGAGUCCAAGGUGCUGGGGAGAAAAGAUGUGCUUCUUUGUGCCCUACCUCCUCUCCCAUCCUAGACUUUCCCUGAGCCAGGAUCUGUAAACCUGACACUUUACAUGUGUCAACACAAGUAAAUACAUACACAUAUGCACCUGCACAAGUUUCUGUCUCACCUUCCCACUCUCACUGUUGUUGCCUCCCUUCUCAGGCUGAUGCUGGGUUCUUCCUAGGGAAUGGGGGAAGCCCUGGCUGCAGGCAGCCUUCCAGACAAUAUGAAGAUAGGAGGCUCCAGAAAGGGCCUGACUGUGAGAUGCAGGUCUGACACCAGUUUAUGAUAUUAAAAUCUUAAAUCCCACUGCCUGCAUGUUA